Messenger RNA from Hemicordylus capensis (graceful crag lizard), 3388 nucleotides. It is a transcript of the gene HEMK2, whose product is annotated as N-6 adenine-specific DNA methyltransferase 1. Bases 1319 to 1834 code for a protein of 171 amino acids. The transcript is spliced from 6 exons. Gene Ontology annotation, molecular function: S-adenosylmethionine-dependent methyltransferase activity; protein methyltransferase activity; nucleic acid binding. Gene Ontology annotation, cellular component: eRF1 methyltransferase complex. Gene Ontology annotation, biological process: methylation. The record is from RefSeq and is a predicted model, not a curated record. NCBI's taxonomy places the organism in Eukaryota, Metazoa, Chordata, Lepidosauria, Squamata, Cordylidae.
GGAACGGCCACCACGGUUGCCAGGCCAGGCCCGCCAGUGUGGGCCGGCCAAUUCUCCUCCUCCUGGGUGUGCCAGCCAAUCAGGCGCCUCCACAGCCCAGCCAAUCAGCUGGGCUGCCGGGAUGCAUUUUCCCCAGGCACACCUAGGAGAAAUAUAUAUAUAGAUGACUAGCAGACCUGGCGCAGAAUGUCUGCACCCUCUUCCCCCAGGCGUCUCUGAUGCCCGCCCGCCCUGCUCCCCCACCCCCACCCGUCCCCUCCCCUUCUGCCGCUGCCUCCUCACCCUGGCAGCUGGGCCUGCUGCUGCCUCCUCGCUGCUGCUGCCUCCCCAUCAAGGCUGGGCCUGCCACUGCCACCUCCUCGCCGAGGUUGGGCCUGCCGCCAUCUCCCCGCCGCGGCCAGGCCACUGCUACCAUCUCCCCGCUGCCGCCAUCUGCCCGCCGCCACCUCCACAACUUGCCCGGGCCCGUCACCGCCUCGCCUGCUUCUCUUCACUGCCAUGAGUCCGGCAAACAGCAGCCAACCAACGCCCAGCCAAUCAGAUGCCUUGCCACAUCCCUAUGCAUGGCUGGUGGCUGGCUAAGAGAAUUUUUGCACCCUCUUCCCCCAAGCAUCUCUGACGCCCACCCAGCCUGCUCCUCCCCUCCGGUUUCUAGCCAGCUUUCAAGCGGGCCCGUCCCCACCCUUCUGCUGCUGCCUCCUCGCUGCUGCUGCCUCCCCACCACAGCCAGGCCCACAGCAGCCAGGCCCGCCAUGGUUGGGCCUACCCCCGCUGUCUCUCCGCCGUGGCCGGGCCGCCCCCGAUGCCGCCACCUCCCCGCCACUGCUGCCGGGCCCACCGCAGCCACCUCCCCAACUUGGCCGGGCCCGUUACCGCCUCGCCUGUUUCUCCUCGCUGCCAUGAAUCCAGCGAACAGCAGCCAGCUGGCGCCUUGCCACAUCCCUACACAUGGCUUGUGGCUGGCUAAGAGAAUUUCUGUGCCCUCUCCCCCCCCCGGCAUCUCUGAUGCCCACCCGGCCCGAUCCCCCCUCCCUGGUUACUGGCCGUCCUGGCCCCUCCCCUUCUGCCACCGCCUGCUCACCCUGGCGGCCGGGCCGCUGCUGCUUCCUCGCUGCUGUUGCCUCCCCACUGCGGCCAGGUCCACCGCGACCGAGCCUGCCGCGGUGCCACCUCCCCGCCGCCACAGCUGGGCCCAUUGUCACCGCCUCCCCGCCACCACCGGGCCCGCCACCGCCUUCUCCCCAACUUGGCCGGGCCUGUCGCCGCCUCGCCUGCUUCUUCUUGCUGCCAUGAACAGCAGCCAACCGGCGCCCAGCCAAUGAGCAUUGAGAUCUGCCUUGAGGUAGGAUCUGGAUCUGGAGUAGUUUCAACUUUUCUGGCUUCAAUUGUUGGGCCCAAAGCAUUAUACAUGUGUACUGAUAUUAACCCAGUGGCUGGUGUGUGUACACUGGAGACGGCUACACACAGCAAUGUUGAACUUCAGCCCAUAAUUACUGAUUUGGUAACAGGAUUGUUGCCACGACUAUAUGGGAAAGUUGACCUGCUGCUAUUUAACCCACCAUAUGUUGUGACUCCUUCUGCUGAGAUGCAAAGUCAUGGAAUAGAAGCAGCCUGGGCUGGAGGUAAAAAUGGCAGAGAAGUUAUAGACAGACUUAUUCCCUUGGUGUCAGACUUGCUUUCUGCAAAAGGAUUAUUUUACUUGGUUACAAUUAAAGAAAAUAAUCCAGAUGAAAUUAUAGAAAUAUUGCAGAACUGUGGAUUAAGAGGGACCAAAGCACUUUCCAGACAAGCAGGAAGAGAGAACCUCUCAGUCCUUAAAUUCUGCAAGUCCUGAAAACCAGAUGGAAGACACUUUGUCAUCCAGGAGCCACCUUCUAAAAUACAAACAAAAUGCUAGAUUGUAAAACUAUAUGCUCAUCAUAAGUAGGGCUGCCACUUGGUUAAAGAAAUCCACGUAAAACCAAGAUUUGAGGAAACAAUAGAGUGAACGAGCACACUCAGUUGUUCCCUCUGCUAAUUGGGCAAAGAGGCACCUUUCACCAUGGUAGCUUUAUUCUGUUCAGCAGAGGGAGAGCAACUGUCCCUAUUCGAUCCAGCACACCAGCUGUUUGCUAGUGUUUCCUUGUAUCUCUUUAGGACAGGGAAUAAGUUUUUUAUUUGCUGUGUACACUGCUUUGAGAACCUUUGUUGUUAUUGAAAAGCAGUAUACAUACAAUAAUCAUAUUACACUCUAUCCACAUUGCAAGAUCAAAGGAGGACUGGUCCUCAUGUCAUGUUGCUUCUCUCCAGUAUCUAAUAUUCAGAACAAGAACGCCUCUUUAUAUUUCACUGCUUGCUGUCUGGUGGUUGAAGAAUGUAAGAACUGUCUUCCUGGGUCUGAGCAAGGGUGCAUCUAGUGCAGCAUCCCAAGAGGGCAAGCCAGAUGCUUCUGAGAAUCCCCACCCUAAAGAUCACUGGGCUCUUCCUUAAGAGCCAGUGGAAAAGAGCGGCUGGUGUGUUGGACUAUGACCAGAGUCAGUCAGGCUCAAAUCCUCUCUGGAGAACCUUGGGCCAGUCAUUCUCUGUCAGCCUAAUCUACCUCUCACUGCUGUUGUGUAAGGUGCUGAAGUCCUUGGAGAAAGCAUAGGAUAAAUAUGAAAUAAAAAAUUAAGGUACCUUGAUACUAGAAGCACCUUGUAGGGGUCUCUUUUCAUCACCCCUACAAGAGACUGGCAACUAAGGACUUCUCCAGACCAGCCCCCAUUAUGUUUUAUUUCAUUUUUCCCUUUCCUCAUCUUGAUAAUAAUCUUUGCCCGCUUGCUGUCCAUAUGCGUUUGUCCACCCCACAGUUGCAGAGAAAACACUGUUGUUAAGUGUUAAAUUUCUCCAACUGCAAUAACACACACAGAUAAGUUUGAUGCAGUUUGCUGGAAAAGGGUCAGUGGUCUGAAAUGAGACUUUCACUGGAGUGCAACAGGGCCAACGUUAAAAUGAGUUCAGGCUUUAUCCCGAGUCCAAACUAUCAUGUUUCAGGCUAUUCCAAAGUGAACCAGGUGUGUGUCCUUAUUUAAACUUGUUUCAUAUUGUUGCAUUCAAAGAAACCUUUUCCUCUUUUUUUCAAUCAUGUCUCCUAACCUGACAAGUGCUUUAUCUUUUCUUUGUAUAAAGAGCCUUCAUGCUAUUCUCUUUACGGAUUGGAGAUGGGACAAACAAAAGUACAUAUAAGCAGAAGCUUCUGCAUACCAUCAGUUUCCAGUUGACAUUUCAGAAUACCUUGCUUUUAUAGAUAUUUAUAUUAAAAAUAGCCUAUAAGUAUUUGUUGUGUACAGUUAUGUAAAUAUGGACCAGACUGAUCAUACAACAAGAUGUUUAUUUGUAAAUAAAGCUAAAAGUAGCUUUCACAGCUCAA